Moneuplotes crassus is the source of this 1348-nucleotide messenger RNA. NCBI's taxonomy places the organism in Eukaryota, Ciliophora, Spirotrichea, Euplotida, Euplotidae. The record is from the annotation of a GenBank genome assembly.
AUUAUAAAUGGAGUCUUCCUCCUCCCAACUAUCUUCGCAAAUUCCUGCUACUCCAGAAGCCUAUUCCUCAGAGAUGCAGAAGGUGAAGGAUCUCCAAUAUGCCCUAAAUUACUCAAAGAGAACACUUGUCAGGUAUUUAGACCAUGGGCCCUUGAAAUUUCCAGCCAGAAUUACUCAAAUCCAGAAGGCAUUUAUGGCCAUCAAAGAGGAGGUCUCCAUGCUCCGGUACAGAGAAUCUAAUGAUGUUGGCUGGAGAAAUUUUAUUUAUCAAGACCAAAGCAUCAGCUGGAGCCUUGACAUUAUAUUAAAAUCUGCUGAUUACCUUUUAAACAAAUAUAAAGACUUGUUCGAUGAAAAUAUUGAGCAAUUAAGGAAGAUGGAACAUCAUGCAGAGAUUAGUCAUAAAGAUCUCUUGAGCAAAGACGAAAUCCCAUCAGUCCAUGGUGAACCAAGCUCUCUGGAUGCUGACAAAAGUUAUAAUCAGACAGACUCUCUAGUUUGUACACCUCAAGCCAAUUCCUAAUACUUUUAUAAACGAGCUAAGCUCGGAGCCUCUAAAGGAGACCUCCCAAAACCAGAGUUUAAUACCAACUGUAUGCAUUAAUAAAGAAGUACUAAGAGCUGAAAAUUGUCUGGAAUCGGAAGAGAGUAAGAUAAAUUUACAAAUUUGGUCUUCAUCAGCUAUAAAUUUGAAAGUUCAGAAGAAGAAAUUUAAAAAUAUGAAAGUAUCUUCUUUUAAAAUUGAUGCUAUGAAAGAUAUAAAAAUGCUGAAGAAAAUGCAUGGUAUCCCUCUUCCAGAGUUUUCUUGAGUUAAAAUUCAAAAUUAUAAUAAAAAUAGAAAUUAUGCAAGAAAUUUUAUGGAAAGCAUUAAUCCCACAAAAUUAAGUACACUGGAAUUAGGAUCCAAAGGAUUGAAGAGUAUUCAUCAAUUUAUGCCGAUGAUAGCCAGAAGUAGUCACAUUGCUAAAACAGAGAUUUGCUUUAGAAAUUAUAAUAUCAAUGAAUCUCAACUCAAGAGAAUAUUUGCUGCCAAUAAACUAAAAUUUAAUUGCACAUUUGAAGGCUGCAUAAUAUUUCUGCCUACAGUUCUUGACCUUUCCAUUUGACUCAAAGGAACAAAGAUAAAAUAUCUUAAUUUCCAGGGAAGGCGCCAAAAUCUACUUAUGCACUGGGAAGAGAACCCAAAAGAGCUUGAGAACUUCGUGCAUGCCAUAUCAAAAUCAGAUUUGAGACUUACAUUAGAAAAAAUCAAAUUAAGUUUGAACCUUUCUGUAAAGAGCCUUUUCCAAAAAAUAUUGAGAAAAUACAACCUGAAUCAUGUUAUAGUCGCCGUAAUCUAAUAUUAAGG